Molecule: messenger RNA, 660 nt
Organism: Culex pipiens pallens (northern house mosquito)
Lineage: Eukaryota; Metazoa; Arthropoda; Insecta; Diptera; Culicidae
Gene: Fcp3C
Product: follicle cell protein 3C-1
Exons: 1
Coding region: 37-660 (207 amino acids)
Source: RefSeq, a predicted model, not a curated record
UUCAACCCGCAAGUCAGUCAGUCUACACCACCCAGAAUGGUUCACCGAAUUCGCGCCGUCGUAAUCAUCAUCAAGCUGACCGCCCUGCUGGCGGUCUUCAUCGCGACCACAACCGCCUUGGAACCUGCUGUCCGCGGACUCCGAGGCUUGCGGCCACGCAAGGCCAAGCACAUCACCGCGGACGCGGACACCAGCAGCAACGCGCUAACCUCCGCCAAGCAGCCUUCCCCGGACACCAUCCCAUGCACGUGUGCCAUCUUCCUGACAGGACAGUUUAACCGCCAGAACCGGUCGGAACCGCCCCGCGGAAACCCCGGCAUCCAGAUGGAACUGAUGCAGCACUACCCGUGUUCCGCCGCCGGCAACAAGCAGUGCUCGAACCGCUGUCUCGACGCCAUCCUGAAGCACCUCCCCAACUCCCCCGCCCUCAUCUGUGGAACCAUCGACCGGGAUUGCUUCCGGGAGCGGGCUUACCUGUUCUACCAAAACUGCUCCCCGCGCUGGGUCAACAGCAACCUUUCGGCAGGGCGGGAGUUUUGCUGCCAGGACGACCGACCCGUCCGCUGCACCAAGAUGGCCGCCCUCAUCCGACAGCAGCUGCUCGCCGGAAACGGAACCACCCCAACCACAAGCGAUAAAGACGACGUCGAAGACGAAUAA